Molecule: messenger RNA, 1703 nt
Organism: Antrostomus carolinensis (chuck-will's-widow)
Lineage: Eukaryota; Metazoa; Chordata; Aves; Caprimulgiformes; Caprimulgidae
Gene: FAM171B
Product: family with sequence similarity 171 member B
Exons: 3
Source: RefSeq, a predicted model, not a curated record
GUGCUUGGGUAAACCGUGGGCUAGGAAUGGUAAAGGAAGCAGAUGGUCAGUUAGUAUGGACAUACGCUGCUCAACACUUAGGCUACUGGAUAGCAGCUCCACUGCCUGGAACAAGAGAAUCCAUUAUUAGUGCAGUUUCCAAGGACAUAACAGCCUAUCACACAGUGUUCCUGACGGCCAUACUGGGAGGUACUGUGGUCAUUAUCAUUGGAUUUUUUGCUGUUCUUCUUUGUUACUGCAGGCAUAAAUGUGGUCGGACACAAAAGAAGGAAAAGAAUACAACUAAGCUGGAGGUCAUUAAAAAAGACCAGACAACAUCAACAACUCAUAUAAAUCACAUCAAUGCUGUGAAAGGGUCUUUAAAGUUAGAGGAUAAGUCACAGUUAUAUACACCGAAGAUUUCAUACAGCCCCCAAAGAAGGAUGUCCAUAGACACAGAAGAUGGAAAAUCACGAGACAAUUUUAAAAUCUACACAGAGGAUGCUCCUUAUCAGUCAUCCUGUCAGGCUGGUCAGUCAAGAAAUCCAGCCCAUUCAAUGGACCCUAAUGCUGGAGUCAGGCACUUACAGCAGCCAAAGCAUAGUAACAGUACUAUUUCCCAGGCUCCUAGGGACAUUCAAGACCAAAACAGAUACCUGUCACUGAAAGAGGAGAUGUACGGGCUUUCACAUGUCCCAGAACAUCUAAUGCAUAUUUACAAUCAACCUAUUGCUAUUCUUCAAACCUCUGACCUUUUCCACUCCCCAGAACAAUUGCAUCCUGCUAAAUCAGCAACUUUGCCAAGAAAAGGGCAGUUAGUAUAUAGCCCCAUGAUGGAACCCAUGAAUCGCGACAGUUACAUGCAAACGUUACCGAAAAUGCCAGUGCACUCUAUUCCACAGCCCUCUGUCUGCAGAGAUGAAAACAGUACAUUAGACAGUGAAGAGGGCCUGCCUUCUCAAACGUCAAACUGGGGCCGAUACACUAAUAGCUUACUGGAAUCUGUCUCUGUUCCUGGGACAUUGAAUGAAGCAGUUGUAAUGACUCCAUUUUCAUCUGAACUUCAGGGUAUUUCAGAACAAACGUUAUUGGAACUCUCUAAAGGAAAACCAUCUCCACACCCUCGAGCAUGGUUUGUGUCCCUGGAUGGAAAGCCCAUCGCUCAAGUGAGGCAUUCUUUCAUAGAUCUGAAAAAAGGCAGAAAAACAGAGAGUAACGACACCAGUCUGGACUCUGGUGUGGACAUGAAUGAGCAUCAUCCAAGUAGGAAACUGGAGAGGGAGAAAACUUUCAUUAAAAAUAUGCCGCAUUCCAAGAUCCUUUACUUGGAAGAUCUGGAUAUGAGUAGCAGUGAAAGUGGCACCACUGUUUGCACUCCAGAGGACCAGGCUGUGAGGCACAUUCUGGAUGGAGGGAAUGGGCCAGUCAUAGAACAGCAUGAUGAAGAAGGUCUAAGAAGAAAAACUGUAUCAGGAAGUCAUGAAUCUGGUAUCCCUUCUACUAAAAAAAGGGAUAGACCAUCUAUCACAAAAAGAGAUAGCAAAACCAAUAUCUGGAAGAAAAGAGAGGAGAGGCCGCUUAUUCCUAUAAAUUAAAACACAAUGUGCUUUGUGUUGUUGCUCUCCCUGCUAGUUAUUGACCUCUUGGCUGCUUGUGUAAUUCUGCAGUGUUGAGUUUACAAAGGAAAUGUUGUUUUCUAGUUUCAAGAAAAGUUAACAUUUUUU